AUGAUAAAAUCGAGCGCCCACCUUUCUGGUACCGUUUCAGCCACUGGAAGUGACCGUCACUCACCGAGCAGCUCGGGUACCGAGAAGAGGGUCUCCCGCGCUCACACCGCCCCCGCGCACGGUUCAGCCACGGUGACGGGAAGCGGGGAGAGGACACUGCGCUCUGUGGCAAACAGCACCCUGGAGCAGGGCACAGAGAGCUCCACAUCGCACGUGGAAAUUGCUGAUUCCUCCGAAGCGAAGAGCUCGGUGCCCAGGGAGCAGAGCAGGACUCCAAACAUCUUCGCGAGCAGCUUGGGCGUCACGGGGCUUGCGACUGAGAUGCUGUUUACGCAUUCUUCCAAGAUCCCAGCUUACUCAUCUUUCCAAAAUGAUCUCUCAAGCUUUCCAAGUAGCCAUCAGCCAGUCAGUAGUGUUGAUGUGGAGAAAAGGACCUCUGUUUCACACACAGAUGGCACAUACAUUUCAACCACGUACACCAGGGGUGGAGAGAGGACCCUCCUGUCUAUAUCAAAUAGUAGCACCUCUGCUGAGUCCUCGGAAAGUUCCACUUUUUUUUCAGACAUUUCCAGCCCUUCUGAUUCAUCUCAACUUUCUUCUGUGACCCAGGACAGAAGAAGCAAUGUCUCCAGUGACAGCAGUUUUAUUGAACCAUCUACUGAGCCAUUGUUAGUACAUUCUUCCAAAUUGUUGACUUCUGCUUCCACAGACACUAUACAAAAUACGACCGUUUUGGAUACGGACUCUGAGCUGUUGCCUACUGGCAGAUCACCUCUAUCUUUAUCGGCAUUUCCAUCCUCUUCCUCAGCGCCAUCACUGCAUUACUCACCGUCAUCGACGCCGUCACCAGUGUAUCUGUUUGCGUCGUCAGAGGCAUCUGAGCUGCUGUCUUCCUCCACGAUGGCCUCAUCCCCUCCUCUACAGGCUUUGUCAAGCGCCGUGCCCACUUCCUCAUUGCUUUCCUCAUCUUAUUCCUUGACGUCUUUAUUACCUCUGUUUUCUUCACCGUCUUCCACGCCGCAGGCCAAGGAGAGCGGUCGAACAAGCACCUCGGUGGCUACCACGGAAGCCAGGCAGGUGCCCUCUACCGCAGCCAUCUCUGGGAGCUCUCCUGGGGAGACCAGCAAGCCCAGUGGAAAGCACCAGCCCCUGGACAGCACCUCCUUCAUCUCUGCAGGCUCUCCUCCUCUUCCCACCGAGCCCAUGGAGCAGCUUGGCAGCCGUGCUGUGUCCAUGUCUGCUCCCGCACAUGCAACGGAGAUCCCCUCGCCGAGCGCUGCUUCUCCCAAGGAGGGUGGCUUUGGAAAGACCACCCCCCCACUCACCACCGCUAGCGACACCCUGAGUGCUGGGACAACAGGGACACCCCAUGGUGCCUCGCCGAGCACAACGAACCAAAAGGUUGUCCCCCCGGCAGUGCCAUUGACUACAGUGAAGCCCCUUGUGCUGACAACACCUGCAGUGCGCAGGCCAACCCCAGCUCAGCCUAGCACCACGAAAGUCCUCAGGCCCCCAACGCCCAUUGCUACUGAAACAGUUCAUGCCACCAGUCAAACUACAGAAGCUGUUGGUCGAAGCACUGCAAAUACUGAUGUGGAUGAAUGUCUUUCCAAUCCCUGUCCUGCCUUGGCCACAUGCAACAACACCCAUGGCUCCUACAUCUGCCAGUGUCCUCUUGGGUAUGAGCUGGAAAAAGGAAAGUGCAAUUUAGUACGAAUAUUUAUUGGUCAGGUUCCCCUGAAGCCGAAUAUCACUCACGGGAAGUAUGAAGAACUGCUACACAUCGAGGGCGAGAUCCUCAUCAUGCUGGAUGCAUCGCUGGCCACCUUGCCGGGCUACCACCGCUCUGUGGUUAAGGCCACCAGGGAGGCCAACAUGGUCCACGUUUCGGUGCAAUCCACGUUCUCGUUGGCUUCCAAUGUGACUUUCUAUGAUAUCGUCACCAGUGUGAAAAGCUACAUCAGAGCGUGCACGUCGCCCCCAGAGACCUGCCAGUUCAUCUCAAACCUCAGACCGCUCCACAGAGUCGGCAGCUUGUGCAAACAGAAGGACCCCGAGUGCGACAAGGAAACCUCCGAAUGCACCGACUUCGAUGGCGUUGCGCUCUGCCAGUGCAAAAGCGGGUACUUCAAAUACAACAAGAUGGACCACUCCUGCCGAGCCUGCGACGAUGGAUAUAAGCUGGAAAACGAGACCUGUGUGAGAUGCCCGUUUGGCUUAGGCGGAUUCAACUGCGGAAACCCGUAUCAGCUCAUCACGGUGGUGAUCGCCGCCGCAGGAGGGGGCCUCCUGCUCAUCCUGGGCAUCGCGCUGAUCGUAACCUGCUGCCGGAAGAAUAAAAAUGACAUAAGUAAACUCAUUUUCAAGAGUGGGGAUUUCCAGAUGUCACCGUAUGCUGAGUAUCCGAAGAACCCCCGAGCACAGGAGUGGGGUAGAGAGACCAUCGAGAUGCAGGAGAACGGAAGCACUAAGAACCUCUUGCAGAUGACAGAUGUAUAUUAUUCGCCAACUGGACUGAGAAAUCCUGAACUGGAAAGAAACGGACUUUACCCUCCCUACACCGGUUUGCCUGGAUCUCGACAUUCAUGCAUCUACCCGGGACAGUACAACCCAUCCUUCAUUAGUGACGAAACCAGAAGAAGAGACUAUUUUUAGCAGGGAGAAGAGGGAGUGGAAGAUUGGCAGAGCUCUGUGGCCCUUGAGCACCAGGUGCCCUCCAUCUCCCGGCAGUUCAGCCCACAUCAAUCUUGCUCUUCCCGUGUGACAGCAGGAAGGACUUU
This is a messenger RNA of Tinamus guttatus (white-throated tinamou), 2780 nucleotides long. Lineage: Eukaryota; Metazoa; Chordata; Aves; Tinamiformes; Tinamidae. The record is from RefSeq and is a predicted model, not a curated record.